Odontomachus brunneus is the source of this 1466-nucleotide messenger RNA. Its product is annotated as odorant receptor 4-like. Bases 319 to 786 code for a protein of 155 amino acids. The transcript is spliced from 6 exons. Gene Ontology annotation, molecular function: olfactory receptor activity; odorant binding. Gene Ontology annotation, cellular component: plasma membrane. The record is from RefSeq and is a predicted model, not a curated record. Gene Ontology annotation, biological process: detection of chemical stimulus involved in sensory perception of smell; sensory perception of smell. Lineage: Eukaryota; Metazoa; Arthropoda; Insecta; Hymenoptera; Formicidae.
ACAUUUUUGAUAUUUACCUGCUUACAAAUUAUUCUCGCUCAAAUCACGCAAUACGAAUUAUAACUGAAUAUUUUGUCGACAACAGAAAAUAUUUUUAUUUGACAUGGUUGCAUAUGGAUGUAGUGUUUUGUAUAGGAGAGACUAUGUUAAUAACGACUGGCACAAUAUUAAUAGAAUAUUUUCAACAUAUUUGUGGAAUGUUUAGUAUCGCCUGAAAGCUACAUACGUUCACAGGGAAGAAAAAUUAUUUACAGCUAUUGUAUUGAUAAGGCGAUAAAAAUCACCAGUCGACAAGAUAUUGCUAUACGAAAUGAUAUAAUGCAUAGGAAUAUAAUCUGUGCUGUCAAUAUUCAUCGCAAAGCUAUAAAUGAUUGUUGUGACUUGCUUGAGUCUCAAUAUCUUCCGAGUGAGUUUUAUCCCGUUCUUAAAAAAAGGAUCUUAAACGAAUAUCCUGAAGUUCUGUCGCUUAGAGAAAACGUCGAGAAUUUUUUUCUGCAUUUUAUGUAUGUAAUUAGUAUAUUCACAUAUCUGUUCCUGGCUAACUAUAUUGGACAAGAAAUUAUAGAUCAUAAUAACCCUAUAUUCGUCACUGCAUACAACGUUCGAUGGUAUGCCGCACCGAUACAUAUACAGAAGCUGAUAUUGUUUCUGCUGCAAAGGAACAAGAAAAUUUUCGGCCUGAAUGUCGGUGGAUUGUUUACAGCAUCCUUAGAAUGCUUCAGCACGCUGUCGAGUGCAUCGAUGUCUUACUUUACCUUACUGCAUUCUACGCAGCAGCAAAAUUAAAACCUAACAUGGAAUAAUAUAUGUUGUAAAGUAGAAAAAGAGAGAAAGAGAAAUUAUAUCCAACUUCUUCGCCUAUAGUAAACUAUUGUAUAAAAUAAGUCGAACAAUUCCAACAUCUUAAAUUUCAAGCCCAAUCCUAAAUUGUUUGGCACUUUCAAAGUUAAAAAUAGAAUUUUAUUUGGUAUUGUUUUUAUUCCAUACAAUUAUACUUAACUGUCGAUAAUUUUACUCUUUUACUGAAGAUUACUAAUGUUAUUUUGCUACUUUUGCUGAAAACUGCUAAUGUUAUUUAUCAAUUUAAUUAAAUUGUGGUUUUAACAGCCAGCGAGUUUUAAUAGCAAGCGCGUGCGCUGGUAUGUAGCACUUCUACCUAUACAACGGUUGAUACUGCUUCUGCUGUAAAGAGGAAAUAAAAUAUUUGACUUGAAUAUCGACGGAUUGUUUCCAGUAUCUUUAGAUUCGCUAUGGUGAAAAGAUAUCAGUAUAAAUCAUGGUAUAUUCAUAGUAACAAUGUUUUAUAACUUUGAGUAAAGGUAUAUUAUAAAUGCAGUCAUCGCUUGUUUCAGUUGUCGGAUUCAUCGAUGUCUUACUUUACUGUCAUGCAUUCUAUACAACAAACAUGUUAAAGCUUAACACUGAAUAAUCGAAGAGUAGAGAAGAGUAGAGAGGAAAAAAGUUAA